Molecule: messenger RNA, 1118 nt
Organism: Carica papaya (papaya)
Lineage: Eukaryota; Viridiplantae; Streptophyta; Magnoliopsida; Brassicales; Caricaceae
Source: RefSeq, a predicted model, not a curated record
AUUACUUUACAUGAUUUCUAGCAAACGCAUGCAUAGUGUUAAUUAGCGAAAUGACCUCUUCUGCUCUUGCUUAAUGCACUCUACUAACUUCUGGAUGCUAUUCUCUUGGGUAAUGAAUCAAACGCUUCUCGUAUGAUCAUGGAGAUUUAUCAGGAAUGAAUCUUGCCCUGCUUCAAACAUGUAUCAACAAGAAAGUUUCUCGCGUUAUACAGUGUCUCCUGAUUCUAUCACAAUGUAGGCCUUUUUCUGUUCAAAAUUUGAAGCAGAAAACACAAAACAAGAAACUAGACGGGGCCCUGAGAGUCCUAGACAUUAUAUCAGCUAAACCGAAUGUUCAUACCAAUAGGAAAAAUCAUCUACGGCUCAUUCAGGACUUUUUGCAAACAGAGUCAAAACAGUCGAGUUCGCUGCAUUCUGGAGAUGAUUUUGGACUUUUCAGUUCAAAGGAAGGUGUUUCGAGCGUUUUUGAGGAAAUUUUGGAAUUCUUUACUGUGAAUAAAGACAGUCAGGAUUCCGCAAAGGAUAAUCUUCGUAGAUAUGGAUGUGGAUCGGGUGUUAGUGUUUUGUCAAAUGCUGUAAGUUCAUGUGGGUCUUCUCGGAAUCUUCGUGGAGGUGUUGGGUAUCAUUGCUUGAUAAUAAGAACUGGGUUUGUAGCUAAUGUUUAUGUGGGAACGUCUUUGAUUAAUAUGUACGGUAAAUGCAGCGAGUUGGAGAGUGCGUAUAAAGUGUUUGAGGAAAUGCCUCUUAGAAAUGUAUUUUCAUGGACUGCUUUGAUUUCUGGGUUUGCACAGGAAUGGCAGGUUGAUAUGUGCUUGGGGCUUUAUUCUAUGAUGAGAAAGUCGACAGCAAAUCCUAACGAUUUCACGCUUACAAGCAUUUUGAGUGCUUGCACAGGCAGCGGGGCUCUCGGGCAAGGGAGAAGUGCUCACUGUCAAACAAUUCAAAUGGGUUUUGAUUCGUAUCUCCAUAUUGCUAAUGCCCUCAUUUCAAUGUAUUCUAAAUGUGGGAGCCUUGAGGAAGCGUUUUACAUAUUCAAUAACAUGUUGAACAGAGAUGUCGUGUCGUGGAAUUCCAUGAUCGCAGGAUAUGCUCAGCAUGGGCUUGCAGCACAACUUUAG